Messenger RNA from Manihot esculenta (cassava), 1676 nucleotides. Its product is annotated as glucan endo-1,3-beta-glucosidase 14. Gene Ontology annotation, biological process: carbohydrate metabolic process. The record is from RefSeq and is a predicted model, not a curated record. The transcript is spliced from 3 exons. NCBI's taxonomy places the organism in Eukaryota, Viridiplantae, Streptophyta, Magnoliopsida, Malpighiales, Euphorbiaceae. Gene Ontology annotation, molecular function: hydrolase activity, hydrolyzing O-glycosyl compounds. Gene Ontology annotation, cellular component: plasma membrane. Bases 91 to 1512 code for a protein of 473 amino acids.
ACCCCCAACUUGUAUUCUAUAAAAAUAUCUCUAUCUUUGGGUUAACCAGCCAGUUUCCCCUCUCUCUUGCUCUGCUCUAAGAACCGGAGCAUGGCAAUGGCAUCCUUCACUUUCUCUCUCUCGUGCUUCCUUGUGCUUCUUUCUUUCUUUGUCUUUGCAGAUGCAGCGGGUAUAAUAGGAAUAAACUACGGACGAGUAGCCAAUGACUUGCCAACCCCGGACAAAGUGGUGGAGCUUCUGAAAUCACAGGGGAUCAACCGUAUCAAGCUCUAUGACACUGACUCAACCGUUUUGACAGCACUUGCCAAUUCAGGAAUUAGCGUCGUCGUAGCGCUGCCUAAUGAGCUCCUUGCCUCCACUGCCACCGAUCAAUCAUUUGCUGAUAAAUGGGUCCAAGCCAACAUCUCUCAGUAUUACCCCAAGACACAAAUUGAAGCCAUUGCCGUCGGCAAUGAAGUUUUUGUUGACCCCAAAAAUACCACCAAGUUCCUUGUACCCGCCAUGAAAAACGUUUACAAUUCACUUGUCAAGCUUAACCUUUCUUCAAUUAAAAUCUCGUCUCCUAUAGCUCUCAGUGCAUUGCAGAACUCGUACCCAUCAUCAGCCGGAUCGUUCAAACCCGAGUUGAUUGAGCCUGUGAUGAAACCCAUGUUGGAAUUUCUGCGUCAGUCCAAUUCAUAUCUCAUGAUCAAUGCAUACCCAUUUUUUGCAUACUCUGCCAACUCAAAGGAGAUUUCUUUGGACUACACCUUGUUCAAAGAAAAUCCAGGAGUGGUGGAUUCCGGAAAUGGUUUAAAGUACUACAGCCUUUUGGAGGCUCAACUCGACGCCGUUUUCGCUGCCAUGUCAGCUAUCCAGUAUAGCGACAUAAAGAUGGUGGUCACAGAAACCGGAUGGCCUUCACUGGGCGAUGAAAACGAGAUUGGUGCAAGCGAGGAAAAUGCGGCGUCGUAUAAUGGGAAUUUAGUGAAUAGAGUCUUGACCGGAAAUGGGACCCCUCUAAGACCGCAGGACCCACUUAACGUUUACUUAUUUGCAUUGUUCAAUGAGAAUCAGAAACCGGGUCCCACAUCCGAGAGGAAUUACGGAUUAUUUUAUCCUAAUGAACAGAAAGUCUAUAAUAUACCACUCACACUGAAGGAGUUGGAGAACAGGCAAUCAACCCCAGUCAACGGGAACAAGAGUGAAGUUCCGGUGAAUGGCACCAGCGGCGAAGUGUCAAAGACGUCCGUCGGACAGACAUGGUGUGUAGCCAGCGGGAACGUUGGAACGGAUAAACUCCAAGAUGCAAUUGAUUACGCGUGUGGAGAGGGAGGAGCAGAUUGCCGUCCGAUCCAACCCGGCGCGACGUGUUAUAAUCCAAAUACGUUAGAGGCACACGCUUCGUAUGCGUUUAACAGUUAUUACCAGAAGAAGGCCCGUGGUGCUGGCACGUGUGAUUUUGGUGGUGCCGCAUAUGUGGUCACGCAACCUCCCAGAUUUGGAAACUGCGAGUUCCCUACCGGCUAUUGAGAUGAGGCAGCUAUUUGUUUGUUUUUACUGUUAGAAUAUAUUAGAAAGCAUUGGCUUUUGUAUUUAAUAUAAUAUUAUUAUAAACAUAGUAAUGAGUUUAUGGUGUAAUUUUAGUCUGUAGGUGAUUACUUGUAUUAAUGUUAAUAUAAUAUCCCCUUGAUGAA